Messenger RNA from Siniperca chuatsi (mandarin fish), 8846 nucleotides. RefSeq names its product 5'-3' exoribonuclease 1 (gene xrn1). The record is from RefSeq and is a predicted model, not a curated record. Gene Ontology annotation, cellular component: nucleus. Bases 238 to 5385 code for a protein of 1715 amino acids. Gene Ontology annotation, molecular function: RNA binding; 5'-3' RNA exonuclease activity. Lineage: Eukaryota; Metazoa; Chordata; Actinopteri; Centrarchiformes; Sinipercidae. The transcript is spliced from 41 exons. Gene Ontology annotation, biological process: rRNA catabolic process; nuclear-transcribed mRNA catabolic process.
GUAGAGAGGGAGGAGAGGACACGAUCAACAGGAAACAAAAAAUGGAACGACUGUUUUCCGAGUGGCGGCGGAAUGUUUUAGCAGACGGACCACGGACAACUAGCUAGUUAGCGGCCGUUGGAAACAAAACCGGACUGAGGUUCCCAUGUUUCCCAGUUAACGUUAAACCUUGGCCGUAUUUAGUUACCUACAUAGCUAGUUUUGACUGUUGAUUAAUUUGAUCCAGACGUUGAGAAGAUGGGAGUACCAAAAUUUUACCGAUGGAUUUCAGAGCGCUAUCCUUGUCUCAGUGAAGUUGUCAAGGAACAUCAGAUUCCAGAAUUUGACAAUCUCUAUCUGGACAUGAAUGGGAUUAUCCAUCAGUGUUCCCACCCGAACGACGAAGAUGUCCACUUUCGCAUAUCUGAAGAAAAGAUUUUUGCUGACAUCUUCCAUUACCUGGAGGUGCUCUUCAGGAUCAUCAAGCCUCGCAAGGUCUUCUUCAUGGCGGUAGAUGGCGUGGCACCAAGGGCAAAGAUGAACCAGCAGAGAGGACGAAGAUUCAGGUCUGCCAAAGAAGCAGAGGACAAGAUAAAAAAAGCUCUGGAUAAAGGAGAGGUCCUUCCCACAGAGGCUCGCUUCGACUCCAACUGUAUCACUCCUGGCACUGACUUCAUGGCAAGACUCCAGGAGCAGCUCAAGUAUUUUGUCCACAACAAGCUCUCCACCGACAAGCUAUGGCAGAAUGUCAAAGUCUACCUUUCUGGUCAUGAGACUCCAGGGGAGGGAGAACAUAAGAUCAUGGAGUUUAUUCGCUCUGAGAAUGCCAAGCCGGGUCACGACCCCAACACCCGACACUGCCUGUAUGGCCUGGAUGCUGACCUGAUAAUGUUGGGUUUAACCAGCCAUGAGCCAAACUUCUCCCUGCUCAGAGAGGAGGUCCGCUUUGGAGGAAAGAAAUCCCAGAAAAGGAUAACAGCUCCAGAGGAGACAACUUUUCACUUGCUUCACUUGUCUCUGAUGAGAGAGUACAUUGACUAUGAGUUCUCUGAUCUCAGGAAUCAGAUUGGUUGUGAUUAUGACUUGGAGCGAAUAAUAGACGACUGGAUUCUAAUGGGCUUCCUUGUGGGAAAUGAUUUCAUCCCUCACCUCCCUCAUCUUCACAUCAGUCAUGAUGCUUUGCCAUUGCUGUACAAGACCUAUAUCAGUGUUCUGCCCAGCCUGGGGGGUUAUUUGAAUGAGAACGGCCAUCUAAACCUGAGAAACUUUGAGAAGUACAUGGAGAAGCUUGCUGAGUUUGACCGGGAACAUUUUAGUGAGGUGUUUGUGGACCUGAAAUGGUUUGAGAGUAAAGUUGGUAACAAGUAUCUGAAUGAGGCGGCUGGAUUGGCCGCAGAAAAGGAGGCUGCCAGCAAAGACACCAACAAGAAUGAGGAUUCUGCCCUCUGUCUGGCAGCUCUGACCUCAUCAGAAGGAGUGAUUGGAGAAGGAAAAGGAGCAGUAGGAGACGAUGAGGAAGAGGAGGACGAUAUGUUUGAAACUGAGUUCAGACAAUACAAGCGCACCUACUAUAUGACCAAGAUUGGCGUAGAUGUGGUGUCUGAUGAGUUUCUAGCCAAGCAGGCCAAGUGUUAUGUGGAAGGUAUCCAGUGGAUUCUCCACUACUAUUACCACGGGGUUCAAUCCUGGAGCUGGUACUACCCCUACCACUACGCUCCUUUCCUGUCUGACAUCAGGAAUAUAUCAGGGUUAAAGUUGACCUUUGACCUAGGGAAACCCUUCCUGCCCUUCCAGCAGCUGUUGGCAGUCCUGCCUGCUGCCAGCAUGGAACUGCUGCCUGAGUCUUAUAGGCACCUGAUGACCAGUGAAAAUUCACCCAUUAUUGAGUACUACCCUCUUGACUUUAAAACGGACCUCAAUGGCAAGCAGCAGGAAUGGGAAGCUGUGGUUCUCAUUCCCUUCAUAGAUGAGAGGUGCUUACUAGCAGCAAUGGAGCCCUGUAAUCAAAAACUGACUAAAGAAGAGAAGGCCAGGAAUUGUCACACCGAGUGUGCAGUCUAUUCAUAUGACCACGAAAUAGACUGCACAUACAACUCCACCCUGCCUCACCUGUUCCCUGACAUCAUCCACUGCCAUGUCAGGAAAGCACACAUCCCUAUGGAUGCCUGGCAAGUACCGUUGGACCAUGUCAGCAGACCCGUUGACCGCUCAGCUCUGUACUUCUGUGGCUUCCCAACACUGCAACACAUCAGACACAAGUUUUUUAAGAAGAAGAGUGGGGUGGUCGUGUUCCAGCAGAGCAGCAGAGGGGAGAACAUGAUUCUGGACAUCCUCCCCGGCCAGGGAGGAGAGGCGGUAUGUGAUGAUGUUGCUGCACAAGUACUGGGGAAGUCGGUAUUCGUCAACUGGCCGCAUCUAGAGGAAGCUCGCAUCAUUGCAGUGUCAGAUGGAGACGUCAAGUUUUGUCUAGAGGAACCACCUGGUGUCCAAAGAGUGUAUGACAGGCCCUCCUCUCCUCCUCCCACCAAAAUCACCUGCCUGUCUGACAAGGAGCAGAAGGAUUGGGUGAAAGAUGUCCAGGGAAUCACUGAACAUUUCUUGAAGAGGAAAGGCAUCGUGGUGAAUGAGACAGCGGUGGUUUUGUACGGCCAGUUGCUGACAGGAAGGAAAUACGUCCCGAAAGCCAACGGGGUGGUGGAACUAGAGAAACAGUGGGCCAAGCAGGUCCUCCCUUUCGCCUUCCAGACCGUGGUUAAGGACAUCAAGGCCUUUUACUCGUCUCUGACCAGCUUUAAGAGCUUAGAUGAGCUCUUUCCUCCAGCAGCCUCUGUCUUCAUGGUGGGGAACCCUUACUAUGGUGCCAUGGGUGAGGUGCAAGAUUCUAGUGAUGUCAUUAAAGACGGUCGGGUACGAGUGGUCUUCAACGUGCCGCAUGAACCACAGCUGGAGACCUUAAUCCAGAAUCAGCAUAAGUACUGUGUGAAGUACAGUCCCGGAUACGUUCUGGCAUCUCGCCUCGGCGUCACCAGCUACCUUGUCUCUCGCUUCUCAGGAAGCAUCUUCAUUGGCAGAGGCUCUAAGAAGAAUCCCUGUGGGGAGCAAAGAGCUAACGUUGGCCUUAACCUGAAGUUCAACAAGAAGAAUGAGGAAGUUCCUGGAUACACAAAGAGAACUGAAAAGGAGUGGCUCUACUCUGCUGCUGUGGAGGAAUUGCUAGCUGAAUACCUGGACAGAUUUUCUGAGGUAUUCAACACAGUAUCCAGAAACAGUCAUGAUGAUGUUUUCUAUGAAGAUGACAUCUGGCCUGGAUUGGACCAGAAUGGGGCAGAGAAGGUUGCAGAAAUCACUUCGUGGUUGAAAAGUCAGCCAGUAAGCUCCGUCAGCAGGGCAUCAUGUGACCUACAGGUGCUGGACUCUGCCAUCGUAGAGAGGAUCGAGGAGGCAGUGGAGAAAACCAAGGUGAAAAAGAGCACCAAGAAAGUCCGUGUGACAGUCAAGCCUCAUCUCCUCUUCAGGCCCUUGGAGCAGCAGCAGGGAGUGGUUCCAGACCUGGAUGCAGAGUAUCGCCUGUUUGACAGAGUAGUCAACAUCAGAGAAAGCUUCACCGUCCCACUGGGACUCAGAGGAACAAUCAUCGGCAUUAAAGGAGCGGAGCGUGAGGCAGAGGUUCUCUACGAAGUGCUUUUUGAUGAAGAAUUUGCUGGAGGUCUCAACAUCAGGUGUACGUCACCUCGGGGUUACCGCCUCCCUCCCUGCGCGCUCAUUAAUCUCUCCCAUGGAGCCCGAGUGGAUCACACCGCUCACAAACUCACCGCCAUCGUCAAACCUCAGCCCGCCGCAGCCGCAAACUUCAACUCUCAGCGCCAGCUGGCUGGCCUGAACCACUCUCCACGUUCACCGUUCAUACCCACGCAGCAUAACAACAAACACGGUGUGGUGAAGGCAGCCUCCCAGGGCAACAGGAACUCUCCCUCUAAAGGUCUUAUCCAGAAACAACAGUCCAAGAGUAAAGAGGAGUACAGUAAUGUGUGGCAGUCUCUGCAGAAUUCUGGCCCUCCUCACAAACCUCCGGCUCACUGGCACUCUAAUGAAGGACAUUUCCAACAGGGUGGGAACCAGCACUCCAACAAAGCUGCCCCAGUUGGUGGCAUCAGACUGUUGAAGAAAAAUGAAGACGCCAACUCCUUUUUGCCCUCCCAGAACACAGCCAAUAAGACUACAACAGAGUUUGAGGACCUGAUAGCUAGUCUCAAGAUCUCCAAGGGUAGCCAGCAGACCCCACCCCCUCCUGCUCCUCCACAAGCACCCACCAGCCAGUCAGAUGGCCCGUUAUCUCCGCAGUCCUUCGCCAUGAAGGGAACCCUGGUGCUGAAGGAGAUGCUAAAGAUUGACACUGCUGGAACAGCAAGUCCCUCUUCCCAGGAGACAGCUAACAGCGCCGCCUCUGGUGGCCAGCAGCAGAACAGGAGACGAUCAUCCAAGAAACUAGCAGCAAAUAUGAAUGCCCUCCAAGGUGACACAGCUGUAUUAGCUUCUCCUGCAUUGGCCGCCUCUGCCAACCUCUCCAACACUAUGCUGACCAGUAAGGUGUCAGAACUGGCGUGUGUCUGUGUGGGGUUAGGAAUGGCACCACCUGAGUUCAGCUACAUAGGCAACAGACAGGGUGUAGUAGUGUGUCAGGUGAAGCUGUCCAAUGGUUUGAUGGUUCACGGUCCACAGUGCCAAUCAGAAAAUGAUGCCAAGGAGAAAGCUGCCUUCUUUGCCCUCCAAAGACUGAACUCAGUGGGAUCAGGCUUCCCCCUCCCACCUCCUCUAUACCCAGGAGUGGGUCAGAUACGACCCCCACCCAUCAGAGCCAUGACCCCUGUCUUCAACCAACAAGGUGGUUUGCUGUUGCCUCCCCGGGGUUAUGCCCCUGCCACUCUGUGGGGAAUGACACUGCCUCCUCACCACCACCAAAACCAACCGUUCUUCGGAGCAGCAGGAACCUUCCCUGGUGCUGCCCACCCCCAGCCGGCCGCAACACUCUCCAUUGGCUCACACAACCAGUUUAUUCCAUUACAGGUGACUAAAAAGCGAGUCUCAGCCAACAAGAAGAAUCAGGAGUUUUACAGCGCCGCCCACACUGUGGCCAGAAACCAAUCACAGAAAGCCCAGAACCAACCUUCUGGCCAAUCACAGGCUCAGAGCCGUAAAGUCGACCAGCCACAUCAACACACUACCAACAGCAACCCCUCCUCCUCCUCCAGUCCUGGUCUAGUAGAUGCCGUUUCCAUGACGACAGCAGCCCCGCACACGCCCCCUCGACAAAACCAGCCAGCCACAGGCCACACCCCUGGCUCCGCCUCCAAGAGGAAGCACAGAAAGCUGGCUGUCAACUUCGAGGCAGCUAAAGUCUCUGAGUGAUGAGCUGGUGUGUGUGUAUGUGUGUGUGAGGAGAGAGAGGUGUGUUUGGUGUUUUUAAGCUGCUGUUUUAAACCUGACUAAGCAUCUCUGAUCAAAACCUUGUCAAUGUGAAAGUUUCUUUUCACUCAACAUUUCAGCGUAGAAGCAGCUUCAACAGAGCAAACUUUUUUUGUCUUGUAGUGCACUUGAGCAAACUUGAUUAUUCCCACUUUUAUUCAAAACACAGCUCCAUAUGAAUUAUAUGACAGAAUUCUAUUGUCCCUCCACCUCUUUACUUGAGAUCAGAGUUCAGUCAAUGUAACAAAGUCUACCAAACUUGGCUGUUGUAGUUGUACAUUCCCCCCUGAGAUGUUGCCUUCUUAAGCUUGUUUGUGGUCAGUGUGAGCCUACAGGUUGCUAUAGAGUGUGCUUACUGAUGUGGAUAGGAAUUCAGUGUACUGCCUAGAGUAGGGUACAUUCUGGGAUGCGGCCAUAGCCUUUUUUUCCUUCUUCUUCUUUGGGUCUUUCCUAAAAGAGGUUGAUUUCGUGGGCCGAAGUCUUUUUUCUUUGAAUCAGAAUCUUAUUGCUCUAUUUUCAGCAUACUUAAAGGAAAACUAUGGUUAGUUUUAUUUUUAUAGCUCUGGCUAUUAAUUCUAUCAGCUAUGUUAACUGAGUGCUGAGAUCACAGAAAGUGACAACAUUGGUCCUGCAAGGCAACAAAUCCGAGCAGUUUGACGAUCAAAUGGGUUGUAAACCAUGUUAGUCAAGUGUAUCUGAAAGAGAGAACAAAUGUGAACAGUAAAAUUACUACCCAAACUCUCAGUUUUAAACAUCCAUCCACAAACUACUUGCUGUAGUUGGCACAAUCUUGGUUUUGGUGUGCUGUGAGGGAUUAUUAGCGACAUUUCAGAAGUGCUCACCUUCAGUUUUACUUCCAAAUAAAGUGGUAGCCAAGCUGGUAGAACUGACUUUGUUUACAACCUGAUUAUCGGACUACUUUUGUUUGUUGCCUCUUUUGACCUAUUUUUUUGUGUUGUUGCUGUGUUUCAACAUCUCAUCAGAUACGUGAGUACAAUGUUAUCAUUAAUGAUAGAACUGCUGGUCAGAGCUACAAAGAUCAAACCCGUAAACUGUAGCUUUAAACUACAUGAGCAGUGAACUAAGUACAUUAAGUUUCCCCAGGGAAAUAUAUUCGGAAACAAUCUUCUGACAAAAUUUUCUUGACAAAAAAAUAAUGAUAUCCUAUGGUUCACUUAUUCAUUAAGCUUGGUCUGGAUAAGUCUAAGCCUAGUGUGCAUCGUCUUCAUUACAUUUUUAGAGAGAAUCCAAGUGGAAGAAAAAUAACUAAAUACAAUCGCUACAUACUAGUGCCAGCGCUUGUAACUGAGCAUUAAUACAGUCUAUAUAAUUAGAAAUUAAUGUGGUCAAUGUUAUUUUCUUACAGCCCCUCGUGUCGGUCUUAGCACCGUCCAUCUAUACCUCCUUUAAAACGUUGCUUUGUGUAUGUACAGCUGAGAGGCAGAAGAGUUUUCGCUGACUUUAGGUGCUGCUGUUGCCGUAGCUUUGGAUGGCACAGGAGGCUCCAUGGCAGCGUAGACUGAGAACGCAUACGUGAGGGCAGAUGUGCUGAGAGUUAUCAUGCUCCUGGUCACACAGUGCAGAUACUCCUUGACGUUUUGGAAAACCUCUUCAAUUCAAUUUGGAUCUUGGUUCUCAGGGACAUGCAGCCGUGGUAGAAGCCCCCUUCACACUGUAGCCUCCGAUUUGCACUGCAGUGGCAACUACUUCCUGCUUUUCCUAGUAAACGUAAAAUUAGUUUGGAUGCAUAUGAUGCUGUGUUGGACUUCAUGUAUUAAUUAUGCAUAAAAAUGGGCCUUCUAUUAUGCCUAUUUGUAUCAAAAUACAUCAGCUUCGUCAGGUUUAGAUCAGUGGUGUUAAUCAGGCCAACACUGAUUAUCUGUUUUAAUGUUUCCUUGUGUGUUGUGAUCUUUAUUUCCCAUCAAGUUUUACAGCAUUUUAUUUCCUUCAGACUUCUAAUGCCUUGCUGCAUUUUUAUACUUUUUUUAUGGUUUGUUAACGACACGGCCAAAGUAAAAAGUUGAAUGCACACAUUGCAGAAUUAUGACAAGAGAGAUUAUUGGAAUAAUGCCCCCAACACACACACAUACACACAUAAACACACCGCACUUGAUGAUAUUGCCAGUGCAGAGCUGUUCUACACCAGCACAUAACCCAGAGUGUUAAAAUUGCCAGAUUUGUCCAUUUUAUUUUUGUAAACUGGAUCUUGUGAAGAAGUCCUUUUUAAUUUGAUCGUUGCAGUCUACAAACUAAUGUCAUAUUUGUCGAGUUCUGUUGGACCUACAGGAACCGUACACUGCCAGAUUCCAAAAGCAACUUGCUACAAAUUGCUUUUUUUAAUUGAACAGCACCAGGAGACGGUGGCUGAUUUUUACACAAGUGCAAAAAAACAAAUACCUUUUUUAUUUCUACUUUUUUUUUUUUAAACUAUGAUUAGACUUUUUUUUUGUGAAUAUGGGAGCUCACACACUUUAUAAAACUAUGUACUUUUGACAUCUUAAAUUGAAAUAAAAACCACCAAUUAGGAUUUUAUUAAUUGUGUGAAGAUGACUAAUGUCACAUACAGUAUAGUUUCUAUUUGUCCAAAGUUUUCAUGUCUAUCUGAAACUGUGUUAUUAACAGCUGAUAAUUGAUGAGCUUCCUUUACAACUUAAUCCAUCCUUAUCGUCCAUUAUCUUGAUGAAGUGCAUAGUCCCAUAGGGGUUGAAAAUAGGCGAUUUAGUAUCUGUGUAAAUGCAGCCUACCAGCAUUGUGACAUUGUACUGAUAUAUUUAAAACACUUAUAUUUACAUUAUGUGCCCACUGAAUUGAGCGUCUCUUAGAUGCUUUUGUUAAUGUUCUUCCAGGUGUCUAUUAGUGGUUUUCUGAGGCUGUUUUUAAGUUCUUGGCUUUAUUGUACACCUCUAUACACACUGGACUUAUUCACACAAGAACACGUACAGAUAAAAUCUCUCAAUUUUAAAGAUCCUUGUUUCUUUUUCAAGCUAUGGAUUUUAUGGAUACCCUUUUUAUAUAGACAGUCUUGGGGUCUUUUCUAAGCAAUCUGAAUAAUUAUUAUUUCAUUAAUGUUUGUGGUGGAGCUCCAUUGAUGGAAGCAGCUGUAGCAACUAGUAAAGUGUAUUUACUUUGUCCUUGUUUUGAGGGCCACAUGCAUACAGAAUGUUUUUGUUGUUUUAAGGCUUAUAUCCUUAUGCCGACCCUGGGACUCAAGUCUAUAAGGCUCUGGUGCAAUAAGGGGAGGGUUUUCAAACAUUUUGGAAAUUGAAGCACACUUGUGUAUCUGUUGUUUCUUUUGCAUAUGAAACAAAGUAGAGAAUUAUCGAUAUGAAGAGAUAAUGACUUGCUGUUUUGAUUCAGGAAUGUGCUGUACAUAUCCAUUUAAUUAAAGUGCAUCUUUUGUUAAA